Messenger RNA from Fulvia fulva, 525 nucleotides. RefSeq lists its product as uncharacterized. Lineage: Eukaryota; Fungi; Ascomycota; Dothideomycetes; Mycosphaerellales; Mycosphaerellaceae. The record is from RefSeq and is a predicted model, not a curated record. The transcript has a single exon. Bases 1 to 525 code for a protein of 174 amino acids.
AUGGGUCCAGAAGAAGCAGCACAGCCUGCACAGUACAUCUUCGGCCGCGAGAAUCGCGAGUUCGUCGUUAACGCGCAAGCUACAGCUGACAGGAUCUUCUCACGCCGGAGCAUCACGAAAAGCAAUCGGAAUCAGCAGAUCAAGGCAGAGAUCGCACGACGACAAGCACAAGGCGUACCGGCCACCAUCCAUACGGCACGACCGAGCAAACGCAGACGAGGUCCCGAUGACCAGAUCGACGACGACGAGCGCGACCGAGUGCUACGACCGAAGAGAAGAGCAGUAGCACAGAACAACCAAGUUUCGGCUGAGCGGAGAGCAAUCAGAAAGCAGGCGCGGCCAAGAGGUGAUCCCAAAGUACGAUGCUGGGACUGGAUGCUACACAACGGCGAUAUGCACCAUGCGAGGAAUGGCUCGGCCUUCGACACAUACGAAAAGAUCAACGAGGAAGUGAGCACCCCAUUGGCCCUGGGAGAUGGCAUCAAAGCAGUCGGCAUUGGCACGGUCAGACUGGAGGCGAAAUGA